UGAUUUGUAUUUGACAACUGUUGAUUUGUUGCUACGUUUUUUAGACUAAACUCUGUCCCUCCUUAUCACUCCCUCCUCCGUCGAUCUUCACGGCGCUGCAUCUUUUCCAUCUCUACGUCCACGAAAUUAGGGUUUACAGCCUUCACACGGCCUAGCUCCUCCGUUAUCUUCAUCCUCUCCUUUGCAUCUCGAGCUUUCCGUUUCUAUGUUCCAUCGACUUGACCUAGAUUUGCCGGUGUUUCAAGGGUUCUUAGAUCCGAGGAGGUCCUGUUCCGAGCUCUGCUGAAUUCACCUCUCUCUGCAUACUCUUUCCGCAGACAUGUUUUGGAAGCUCCCAUCUAUAUCUGCCUCCUCUCCUGUUGAGGCAAUUUUGGAUAAAGAGAAUUUCACUUUAGAAGAACUCCUGGAUGAAGAAGAAAUUAUCCAAGAAUGCAAGGCCUUAAACAGUCGUCUAAUUAACUUCCUGAGGGAUAGAGCUCAGGUGGAGCAAUUGCUGCGCUACAUUAUUGAAGAGCCACCAGAGAAUGCUGAAAGCAAACGGACGUUCAAGUUUCCAUUCAUUGCUUGUGAGGUUUUCACGUGUGAAAUUGAUGUUAUUUUGAAGACAUUGGUCGAGGAAGAAGAGUUGAUGAACUUAUUAUUCUCCUUCUUGGAGCCUGAUCGUUCUCAUGGUUCCUUGCUAGCUGGGUAUUUUAGCAAGGUUGUUAUUUGCCUAAUGAUUCGGAAGACGGUGCCGCUAAUGAACUAUGUUCAAGCCCAUCAGAAUGUUUUUGGCCAACUGGUUGAUUUGAUAGGAAUUACAUCUAUUAUGGAGGUUUUGGUUCGCUUAGUAGGUGCUGAUGAUCAUGUGUAUCCCAAUUUUAUAGAUGUGAUCCAGUGGUUGGCUGAGAGCAACCUCCUAGAGAUGAUUGUUGAUAAAUUAACUCCUUCUAGUCCUCCUGAAGUUCAUGCAAAUGCAGCUGAGACCUUGUGUGCAAUAACUCGAAAUUCCUCAUCUGCUUUGGCAAUUAAACUUUCAAGUCCGAGUUUUGUUGCAAGAAUUAUGGACCAUGCGCUGAAAGAUUCACAGUCAAAGUCUAGCCUGGUUCACUCACUUUCAGUGUGUACUUCCUUGUUGAAUCCAAGAAGAUCAACCUUUCCACCUCCACUUGUUCCUUCUUUCCGAAGUCAACAGUUAUAUGAGGUUUCAACUCCCGUUAACCCAGAUACAGUUGGUGCAAUGCUCCCAAAACUUGGUGACUUGCUCAUGGUUUUAAAUGUGUCAACGGAUGAUAAGCUUUUGCCUACAACAUACGGAGAAUUGAGGCCUCCACUUGGGAAGCAUCGAUUGAAGAUUGUCGAAUUUAUAGCUGUGCUUCUGAGGACUGGUGGUGAAGUGGCUCAAAAGGAAUUGGUCAGCUCAGGAAUGAUCCGACGAGUCAUUGAUCUUUUCUUUGAGUAUCCAUAUAACAACCCGUUGCACCAUUAUGUAGAAAGUAUCAUAUUAAUCUGUUUGGAGAGCAAAAAUGAUGUCAUUAUUGAUCACCUUCUUCAAGAGUGUGAUUUAAUUGGGAAGUUCCUUCAAGCAGAUAAACAUCCUAUUCUUUCUGGUAUUGAUAAUCAGCCAACUGUACCUGCUGCUGGAAAACAGGCACCACGGGCAGGAAACAUUGGACAUAUUACUCGAAUAGCUAAUAAACUUAUUCAGUUGGCGCAUAACCAAAGCCACAUACAAGCAUAUAUUCAGGAAAAUAGUGAGUGGAAUCAAUGGCAAACUACUGUUCUUCAGGAGCGUAACAUGAUCGAGAAUGUUCAUCGCUGGGCUUGUGGACGUCCUACCGCAUUGCAAGAUAGAAUCAGGGAUAGUGAUGAAGAUGAUCUUCAUGACAGAGACUAUGAUGUUGCAGCUUUAGCAAAUAAUUUGAGCCAUCCUUUUAAAUAUAAUAUUUAUGGAACUGAGGAAAAUGAAGAGGACCAAAGAGGUCUUGAUCGUGAUGCUGAGGAUGUCUACUUUGAUGAUGACUCAGCAGAAGUUGUCAUAUCGUCCUUGAGACUCGGUGAUGAUCAGGGGAGUAGCCUGUUUACAAACUCCAACUGGUUUGCGUUCCAAGAUGACCGAAUUGGUGAUGCACCGGGGGGAACAUCAUCCUCUGAGAUGAUGGAUGAGAUUAACCUGAACGGGGCUGCAAAUGGUGGUAACAACAGUAGCGAUGAUGAAGUGGUGAUCGGAGAGGAUGAAGGUAUGGCUGAAAACAAAAAUACCAUGAAUGGCGCAUCGAAUUCAAGCACAAGUUUCUUCAGCGGUUUAACCGCCUUUGAUUCCAUGAAUGGUGGCAUUUUGAAUUUGGAAGGUGAGAAGGCAAGCGUGUCAAAUGAUAUGGGAUUCUUUGGGUUUGAAGCACCAGACAAUGAGGACUUAUUUGGGGAUAGGCCGCUACCUGAGUGGGUGGGAUGGGGUGAACCGUCAGAUAUACAAGUGGCUGGUUCAAGCACGAACCCCUUUUUGGAUCAUGAUGAGUCCGAUGGCAAUUCUUCCGCCAAAUCUCAAUUAGGUAGCCCUAGUCCUACGGCAAAUGGAGAGUCUGUACCUUCAAAUGGGUCUCCAACUAGAGAUUUUAAGGAGGUGGAUGGUGACUCGAAUCCAAAAACAGCAGCAGUACCCUCCCUCUUCGAAGAGGAUGUGGAAUUUGUAGGCGUGGAAUUGGAAGGUACUGAGAAGGCUAUGGAACUGGCUCUAAAAGAAGGAAUAGUUGGGGAAGCGGGACCUUUGAAAAAGAACCCAUCCCAAAAGGCGCCGGAGAGGGAGAAUUCUGAAGAAGGUGGACCUGGUAGUAUGAAGGAAUUCAAUGACGCAAAUUACUGGAGGGUGGACCAAGAGGUUGCGGUUCUGGAAUGAUGUCCUAAUGUUCUUGGUUAGCGAGGGCCUCCGCAGCUGAUUCAUGUACAGUAUAUUUUUGUUUUCCUUAUUGUCUGCUUCUGUCUGUUCCCGCAUUAGAUAUCAAGCUUGUUUAUGAUUUUCAGUUUUGCCUCUUCCUGUAAGCCACUUAUGGGUUCCCCACUAUUUAACGAAUUAUAUUUAGUUUCUCCUAUUUAAUCAUUCCCGUUAUGAUGCAA
Neltuma alba is the source of this 3093-nucleotide messenger RNA. RefSeq names its product serine/threonine-protein phosphatase 6 regulatory subunit 3. The record is from RefSeq and is a predicted model, not a curated record. Gene Ontology annotation, molecular function: protein phosphatase regulator activity; protein phosphatase binding. NCBI's taxonomy places the organism in Eukaryota, Viridiplantae, Streptophyta, Magnoliopsida, Fabales, Fabaceae. The transcript is spliced from 19 exons. Bases 320 to 2875 code for a protein of 851 amino acids.